AUGAGAAAAUAAACAGAAUACAUACCAAACAGAGGACAUACCAAAUACUAAGAAACUCUGAAAUUCAUUUCUAUGGUUCUACUUCACUCAGGUUAUUGCUGAUAAUAUCAUUUGUAAAGAAAACAGAAGCAUUUUCACUAGUGGUCUCAGACUUUUACACCCCACUGUAUAACUUGGAACAAUAGUGGUAGAUAAUUAUAGGUUACUACAGGAGAGACUCUAAUAGACUGGUAUAUUUGUUUGUACAUCUUAUUUAAUCAGUUGUACGUUUUUAUUAUUAAAUGUGACUAGAAUAUUGGCAUUAGCAUUUGUGGUGACUUGCAUAGAAAUAGAAUUAUAGGACUAGUAAAAGGCUCUGUCAGAUGAGUGUUCUGUGUCCCUGAUAAUUCCUAGAGUUAAUGAGGUCAGUUAGCUGGAGGCCUAGUAGGAGGCAGAACUCAUGACCAUUAGAUCACAUUUUGUUUGUCAAGAAGACAUUUUCCACCAAAGGGAGUGGUUAAAAAGGACAACAGCAGUGUCAUAAAAGACCUUAUAAAUUUGGAGGACUUACUUAACAGUACUGGUACAGCUAAGUAUUUCGAUCAGAAGUGGUGAUGCUCUGUGAUAGAAUAGUAUAGUGCCAGUUGCUUUGCUUUUCUACACAAACAGUUACAGGUUCUGUUUGGAGCUGUGCUUCCACAUGAUACUCCACUGUUUAUUUAUUCCUAAUAUUUGUUGACCGGCAUCCUUUCUACUCUUACUGAGUCUUGACGAGUGUGUGUGUGUGGGUGUUGGCCGUGCAGCCAGCUUCAGGAGGACAUGAGUAAGUUUCGUGGUGAGCUGAGUGAGAAGGAGCGGGAGCUGCUGAAGAUCCGCAGGGCCAGUGGAGCCAAAGCGUCACAGCUGGCUCAGAUGGAGAAGAUGCUGCAGGAAACCAAAAGCAUGAUGGACAAGAAGAAUGAGAUGGGUACAGAAAAAAACAUUUGCGGGGACAACAUGGUGUCUGAGCUGGAGGAGAAGGUGCAGCGCAGUAAACGAGAGCGACGUAACUCUCUGCACCGCACACAGCUGCUGGAAAGUCAAAUGAAGACAGUGCGUGGUGAGCUGGUGGACACGCUGGACCACUUGCAGGCACUCAGAGACGUCCUGCGCCGCUCACAGCAGAAAGCAGAAGAGCGCCAAGCAGCCAUGGAGAAACUGAAUGCCGAAUGCCUGAGGCCCUGACCAGCAAACCUGACCUCCAUGUUGUACAUGAUGUACACUGACAUCCUAUUGAUCUGACUGUUCUAUCAUUUUAUAAGACAAUGAUGGUAUCUUACCUCCCAGUCUCCAAGAGCAUUUAUAUUUUGCUGGUUUAACACCCAUUUAGGACUUUAAAACAGCUUGGCAUGAAUGACUUUUGUAUGUUAAGACUUAUGUUCUGAAAUACUUUAUCCAUUGUGUGUGUUGAAAAGUAGAAUUGUGUUUAAACUGGAAAUGUUGGAUAUCAUUUGGCAACUGUGAUUUGGAAAAGCUCCUGUUUUUUUCGCCAAUAGACACUUGCUUAUGCUGUGAAGAGAGUAAGGGUUUUCUGCACGUAUUAGAUGAAAAUGUCAUUGGACCGUAUUGUUUAGAAAUGACAAGCUAUAUUGACACAAUAUAUUCACCAAUAGAACUGUGUUUCCUUUUGACAGUGUGGGAGAAGUAUAUGUGAUUUUUAAAAAUUGUUUGUAUUCUCAAUAACUUAUAUGAUAUUUAAGGACUAGCUGAUAUGAAAAAUAUCACCAAUGCAAUACCAAAUAUAUGCAGCUAUAAAUUAAUAUAACACCUGCUGAUAAUAUCAGAAAAUAUAAUUUUAUAGAGUCAAAAAUAAAGCAGCCUCCAAUAGUUUUAAUUAAACAGAGCUUUAUCUAAUAUUAUUGUCAAAUAACAACAUGUGCAACAAUGCAGUUGAACCAUACACUGAAAAUGACGCACUGACGCCUAACCCACAUAAUAGAUAUUGUUAGUACAAUAUAAAUGACCAUACUGUAAACAUCAUGAUGGGUGUGUGUAAAGAGUCUUCUUAGCUUGUUGCGGAGCUAUUUCCACUCUGUUGAUUCAAUGUUUUUAUGUCAAGUCUCUUAGAACUGUAAAAGGUCAAUAUGUGUCAAUAUAAAUAUUUAAUAUAACAACAAUUGUCUGACCUUUUUCUCAGAUUACAAUAUUUUUAAAAUAUUGUACUAGUGCAGAAGGUAGUGUUUCCACUUCACAGCUCCAGGGUCUCUUGGUUUGAUCCUGAGCUCAGAUGACUGUUUAUGCAGAAUUCUGCAUGUUCGUUUGUGCAUGUGUGAGUUUCCCCACAGUUCUGUGGUUUCCUCCCACCUCCCAAAAACAUCAGGAGGAGGUUUGGCUGCACUAAAUUGCUGCAGGUGUGAAUGAGUGUCAAUGUGUGUGUAUGGUGUCCUGUGAUGGACUGGGGUCCCAUCCAAGAUGUAGUCACGCAUGGUGUGCCAGGGAUCUGGAUCUGCCGCAAUCUGACCAGAGUAAAGCAGUUACUAAAGAUGAAUUAAUAAAUGUAUACAUUUUACUAUGGUUUAAAACAUGUAUUAAAAUCAAAGCACUUUUUUGGCUAAACAGAAUUAUGGAAUUGCCUUCUUCACGUGCAAUGCUGCUUUUUAAUUUGCCCAAAAUAUUGAUGCUUCUCCCAAAUGUAACAGAAAGCUAAUCAUGAUUAUUUGAAAUUUUCAUCAUAACAGUAUUAUUGGCUCAUUUCUAGCUACUCCAUAUAAGCUUAUUGUAUCACCACUGGUUCCUAAUCACUGAUCAUUUACAUUAUUUGGACUGGUUGUUUACUUUUUUUUUUUAUUUCACUGCAAUGUUUCUGAAGUACGGUGUUACAUGUGUUUAAAU
This is a messenger RNA of Pangasianodon hypophthalmus (striped catfish), 2850 nucleotides long. RefSeq lists its product as uncharacterized. The transcript has 2 exons. The coding region runs from base 799 to 1203 and encodes 134 amino acids. The record is from RefSeq and is a predicted model, not a curated record. NCBI's taxonomy places the organism in Eukaryota, Metazoa, Chordata, Actinopteri, Siluriformes, Pangasiidae.